Molecule: messenger RNA, 6205 nt
Organism: Effrenium voratum
Lineage: Eukaryota; Dinophyceae; Suessiales; Symbiodiniaceae
Source: the annotation of a GenBank genome assembly
AUCUUUUACCUCGUACACCUGGCGUCCAGCCAUGCCCCCGCCGGAGCGCACGGCCCGGCUCUCGCGCCAGCUCGCGCAGCCAGGCAGCGCAGCGGUGCCGCGGAACUUUGAUGUGCUGCCAGGCAGUCAAAAUGACGAGUUGGCGGGGCACCUGCGGUGGAUGGCACAGAAGAUGGAACUAGGCCAAGACAUGCUGCUGCUUGGCCCCCCUGGUGCGCUGCGCCGGAACCUCGCGCUGCGCUUCUGCGAGUUGCAGCGCUUGGAGGCGGAGGUGCUGACGGUGACGCGGGACACCACGGAGGCUGACCUCAAGCAGCGCCGGGAGCUCACCAGGAGUUCCGGCAGCCGCACCCUCUACGCGGACGGGGCGCCGGUGCGCUGCGCGUUGCGUGGUCGGGUGCUGGUCUUGGACGGCUUGGAGAAGGCUGAGCGGAACGUGCUCCCCACACUCAACAACUUGCUGGAGAACCGGGAGAUGCAGCUGGAUGAUGGCCGGUUGCUAAUACCGGCGAGAAGGUACGACGCCCUCACUCAGCAAUCCCUUGCUGGCGACGGUUCCUCGGCCCAGCUGGCGCGGGUCCAUGAGGGCUUCCGAGUGCUGGCGCUGGCGGUGCCCUGCCCCCCCUGGCCUGGGAACCCCCUGGACCCCCCACUCAGGUCCCGGUUCCAGGCGCGCAUCAUCAUGCCGCCCGCGCUGGUUUCUGCACAGCAGCUGACGUCCUUCUUCCCCGGCCUCAGCAGCGAGGCGGAUAACCUAUUGCGGCGGCUCAGUGCGUUGCAGCGGGCGUUGGACAGUGGGCAGAUGCCAGGAGGGCUCCGUGCGCCCACGCUGACCUUCGACGCCGUGCAGCGGCUCCUGCGCUUGGUGCUCCCUGCAGAUGCGCUGAGCAGUGCUGCAGAGGCCUUCGAUCGAGUCUACCCCUUGGCGCUGCUGUGCCGACAGCCGGCCGCCCAAGCAGCGGCGGAGCAGCUCUUGAGGCACUUCGACCUGGCGCAGGAGCCACGUGCUUGGACCUUGGCAGGGAGUAGCAGCCGCGGCGGCCUCAUGCAGCUGGAGCUGGACGACGGCGAAGGCCACCACGGACAGCUCUCGCUGGCGUCGCCCUGCAUCGCCGCGGCGUCCAGUUUCUUCGUGGCCGCGCCCAAGCUGCGGCCAGUGCUGGCACGCCUGGCGCAGGACUUCGCUGCAGGCAGUGACUGCCUCUUGGUGGGCCCGGCUGGCUGCGGCAAGUCCGCUCUGGCGAGGCACCUGGCCGGCUUGCUGGGCCACGGUGCCCCCGGCGGGACCGGGCUGGAGUUUUUCUUCCUGCACGAGGAGAUGUCCUCGCGGGAUUUGCUGCAGCGGAGGGCCACCAACGAUCUGGGGGACACCGUUUGGGUGGACUCCCCCUUGGUGCGAGCGGCACGCUCCGGCGCCCUGUGCAUCCUGGACGGGGCACACCGCCUCAAGGGUGACGCCCUCUGCGCUUUGGCGCCGCUGCUGCAGGACCGCCAAGUGUGCCUGGCAGUGGCGGGCGAUCCCCAAGGAGCCACCUGGGAGCUUUUGCUGCGGGCGGACCGGGUGCAGAGCGUAGGCUUCGACACGGCCGCCGGCUGCCUCGUGGGCGCCAUCGCCCCGAGCUUCCGGGUGCUCGCGCUGGCGGAGGUCCCUACGGCGCAGAAGCCGUGGCUCAGCGAGGAGCUGGCGGCCUGCUUCAGCACCCACAGCUACCCAGAGCAAUCUGCUGAAGAUUUAGUGCUGCUUCUGCGGGCGGUGGUGCCCUCUCUUCCAGCGGCGUCGGCACAGAAGUUUGUGCAUGCCAUGACGGAGAAGGCGGACGACGCCGCGAACGCCUCGAGCGGCAUCUCGGUGCCGCUGCGGGUGUUGCUGCGGGUCGCCAAAGCCGCUGCCGCCGCGGACGGGGACGCCGAGGUGGAGCUGGUGCACGGCUUGCUGCAGCAACAGCUCUUCCCCUUCAUGCCCAAAGGCGAGCGCGGGAAGCUGCUGGCGCAGCUGGAGCCCCACUUCGGCGCAGCCGUGGCCGUGGCGGCGGAGCGCGCGCUGCAGCGGGCCAAAAGGCCAGCGAGGGAAUUGCAAGGCGAGCCCGAAGGACCCGACUCGGUGCGCUUCGGGUCCUUCAUAGCGCCGAAGAUGACGCCCGCGAGCCCCGAGCUGGUGCCCUCGGUGGAUUUCGUGGGCAUCGAUCGGCAUGUGGACUUGCUGCAGGAGCUGGGCAAGGCCAUCUUCCGGCGACAGGAGCGCUUUCUUCUACUUCUGGGGCCGCAAGGUGUGGGGAAGAACCGGGUGGUGGAUUACUUCCUGCAAUCCCUCCGCAUGGAGCGGGAGUACAUGCAGCUGCACCGCGACACCACGGUCUCGCAGUUGACGGUGACGCCAGUGGUUUCGAAUGGCCGUCUACAUCACGAGGACAGCCCCUUGGUUCGUGCAGCCCAGCUUGGCCGAGCCCUGGUUCUGGAUGAGGCAGACAAGGCGCCCUUGGAGGUAGUGGUGGUUCUCAAGUCCCUCAUCGAGGAUGGGCAGUUGGCGCUGCCCGAUGGACGAAGGCUGGCCAGCAGUGAUGUCGGGGACCACUCCCUGCGAGUGCACCCAGAGUUUCGGAUGUUCGUCCUGGCGAACCGCCCCGGCUUCCCCUUCUUGGGCAACGACCUGCUCCGGGAGGCGGACGUCUUCUCGGUCUUCUGCCUGGACAACCCGGACGCCGCCUCGGAGAUGCAGCUGGCUCGCGCCAUCGGCCCCUCGGUGCCUUUAGCGCUGCUGAAGACGCUGGUGGCCCUCUUCGCGGAUUUGCGCCUGGCGCUCGAGGACGGCCGGCUCCAGUACCCCUACAGCGCUCGAGAGCUCCUGGCGGUGGUACGACACCUGGAGCGCUUCCCCAAUGAGCCGCUGGAGGAGGCAUUGAGCUCGGUUCUGGCCUUCGACCGCUUCGACGCAGCGCUCAAGGAGCAGCUGCGCCCGCUGCUGGAGAAGCGGAACAUUUCCAGCCUGGCGGUGCUCGGACCUGUCAAUGGCAAUCCAAGUGCGGCGGCCACCCCAGAGCAGCCCUGGCUGCGUGCGCUGGAGGCGCUGCGCGCUGCGAAGUUGGGGGCGCCGCUGCGCCUCACCAAGGAGCCGGCGGGCGCUUGGGUGGUGAGCUCCGAGGCACCAGUGGCCUUUGGGUGCACCAAUGCGAGCGACCAAGUGAAGCUCCGCCCGGCGAUGCUGGACCCACCCAAGGCGGUGCCAUUGGCAGAGCUGAGCUUUGAGCGAAGCGGCCUGGACUUCCACGAGGGCGUGGUCCGGGCUGCACUCCCCUUGGGCCGCCACGCUGGGGGCGUGGUGGAUGCAGCAGUGGAUCCCGAGGGCGCGGUGCAUGUGCUCUCCACAGGCCCGCUGUGCCUCUGGACCAUCCAGGACCCACAAGCGCUGGGCGCCGAAGCAGGUCGCUGCUCCUUGUUGCAGGUGGGCCCCGGUGCUGAUUGGUACUUCUCUUCUGGAAAAGGUGGAGCCAGCAAGGGCCUGUGGGUGAACGGCCGGCACCUGACCCUGGGCACGCCGCAGCUGGUGUGGGUGCCGGGGGUGAAGGCGGUGCUGUUGCACUCUCCACUGGACGGCAUGGCUCCGCAGCUGCUGUUGGAGCGCCCGGGUGAUGUGGCGGGCGCCCGCGCUGCGGCGGUGCACGCCCCAGCACUGCAGCCCCGGUCCAACGCGGCGCGCCUGCGGCCAGCGGCGGAUGACAGCUUUGUGUUGGUGCCCCAUGGAGGGCCAACCUACAAGGAGGACGUAGCUGUUGACCUGGGAGAGCUACCGGUGAGCGCGGAAAGCCCCGACUUUGCGGCGCCCAACUCUUUGCUCUUCUUCCAACCCUCCACCUGGACUGUGGUCCAACUGGACCUAAAGCGAGCCAAGACCCGGGAGCUGUGCUUGGAGCGGGCGGCCAUGGAGCUGAAACUGGACGCGGAGAUGCUGGCGGUCUCCGGCACGGCAUUGACGACCCAAGGGCUCGAGCUGGUCCUGGGGCCUUCAGGCACCGGGGCGGCAACAAGCUUCCUGAGCGUGCACUUCCCCGCAGGCUCGGAUUCACGAGCGCCGCGCAUGCGCCUCAUGGAAGCUCAGGGAUCGCCAGGUGUUUUGCCCAUGGCACUGCCGGGAGGUCCAGGAUCAGGGGUGGCUGCAGUACCCUUCGGCGCGCCCAUGGCCUUCGCUUCCACCGAGGUCUCACAUGUGGCCAACCUCUUGGGCGAGGAGAAGGCUGUUUGGGCCUACCGUGCCAAAGCUGCACGCAGGCCUUUUGCUGCAUGGCCGCCAGUGGAAGAGGUCGUGGAGAUGCCGGACGAUGCCAUCAAAGCGCUGCUGGGUGCUGGGCCUGAAGCGAGCCCAGAACGGGCGGAGUGGCGCUGCCGAGACUGUGUUUGCUUGGGAUCCGAGCUGCUGCUACGAGCUGCUGCUGCGGGCGAGGGCGAGUGGCUGGAGUUUGUGCACCUGCCAUCCAGGACUGCUCGCCAGCGGCCAGCGGCCGAAGGCGAUGCUGGCCCUGUGGCAAGGAUCUUGGCAUGGCCCAAGACGCAGCUCAUAGAAGGGGAGGAUGCCUCGGGCUCCGGGCUGUUGGUGGUCUUCCAGAGCGGGCUCGUGCGGUGGAUGGAGGCGCACCCUGCCAGCCUGGCGGAGAGUUUGCAGGAGCACUUCCAAAGGCAAGGCUUGCGAGGUCUGAUGGAGGAGGAGCUUUCGGACGAGGAAGAGAUGGACUUGGAGUUGGAGUUGGAAGAGUUGAAUGAGGAAACUGCCGAUGAGGCGAGAGACCCCGAAGGGCCGGAAGUGGAGAGCGACGAGAGGGACGAGAGGCCCGGUAGAUUGCAGCCUGGCCGCGCGGGCCGGGCGGGCCGCGCGGGCCGGGCGGGCCGCGGCCACGCCGGACGUGCCGGACGAGGCGGACGUGGCGGACGUGGUGGCGGCGUUCGUGGUGGAGGCGGCGGUGGCGGACGCUUCCGCGGCCCGCAGGAGGUGCAGCGGCGGCUGCUGGGCCGGGCGUUGAAGCGGCGGAAGCAGGCGCUAUCGCACGGUGGACGAGAAGAGCUUUCGCCAGAUGGCAGCCCGCCAAAGGACGUAUCGAGCCCCAAGCACGGCGACGAAGAUGAGAAGGAGCAUAUUGGAGGCAACCGCUGGGCCGGCGGAACCGGUGGCGCCGACACCGCUGGCCUGGGGGGCCGCGGCGGACCGUACCGUCUCGAGAAGCCUGGCCAGCGCGUACGCCAAGUGAGCGACGAGGCCAAGGCCCAGGUCUCGGAGGAGGCGCAGCGUGCAGCGCGGCAGCUGGGCCAAGAGGCGCUGCGCCGGCGAUUGGAGGAGAUCCAUCUAAGCGGCGGAGACUACAACUUCUAUGCCAGCCUGCUGUCUGCUGUGCAGGGUGAGAUCGAGCGGCUGCGCACGGUGCUCGCCGGUGCCGCUGCGCGGCAGCGGGAGCGCACCUGGCGCCGGGGCUUGGAGGGGGAGCUGGACGAGACGCGGCUGGUGGACGCGCUGGCCGGGGAGGCGGCAGUCUUCAGGCGCCGCAAGGAGCGAGAGCCGCAGCCCGGAGAGCCCCCGAUGCGGCCGAAGCGCGCCUUAUUCCUCUUCGACGCCUCAGCGUCGAUGUACCGCUUCAACGGCACGGACGGGCGCCUGCGGCGCAGCUGCGAGACCGCCGUAAUGAUCAUGGAGGCGCUGCAAGGCUUGGAGGCUCGUUUCGAUUAUGCCAUUUACGCCCACGAUGGAGACUCGCCCUUGCAGGAGCUGGUAGCUUUCGGCCACCCCCCAGCAGACGAGAAGAGCCGCCUCGCAGUGGUGUCCAAGUUAGCGGCCAGCUCCCAGUACUGCAGCUCCGGAGACAACACCUUAGAGGCGCUUGAACAAGCGCGGCGCAAGGUUGCAGAGUCCGGCCCGGCAGAUGACCGCUUUGUCUUCGCCUUUUCCGAUGCCAACUUCGAGCGUUAUGGGCUCACGGCACAGGCAUUGUCCAAAGCCCUGGGCGCCAAGGGCGAGGCGGAGGAGGAGGUGCGAUCUAUCCUCUUCCUCCUGGCCACUUUUGAAGAUGAAGCACUGGCAAUGGCCAAUUCCUUGCCGGACCAGGUCCGUCUUUGUCUGGACCCUCGGACGUUGCCCUCUGAGCUGCGCCAGGAGUUCGCGAACCGAGUGAGCCGCAGAAGCGCUCUUUGAAGGGCUGCGGGUGUUGACUGGUGGCUUGGAUUCGCA